AUGUUAUUGUCAAAAUUGAAGCAACAAAUAGUAUCGUAUGCAAAUAUCAAUACAGAAGUUGCCUGUGAAGAAAAUCCUUUUGUUGUUGCAGUUGUGACGCCUAUUAUAAAAAGAUCUCUCAGCUUACCAACAUCUCAGGAGAUCACUUUUUUUGAUUCUAUAAGUUCCUGUGAUUCAGAAAGCCAUUCUGUGAUGUUCAUGCUUGCAUCCUGUGCUGCGGGAGCAGUUCUUGUGGAAAUCUUCAUUGCAAAAGGUCAGACAGAAGAUUCAUACAAACAAGGCUUUACCUUAGUUCUGAAUAUUUUAAAAGAAUUGGUUUUCCAUCGUCAUACAACUUUCAUUACUGCUGAUUUAAAUAUUGAAGUUUCUGCUUUAAAGAAAAUUUGGCCUGAAAGUCAGCAUUACCUUUGUAUUUUUCAUGUAGGGCAGGCUCUUUGGAGAUGGCUUUGGGAUUCUAAAAAUGGAAUCCCAAAUAAUUAUAGGAGACAACUCGUGUCUCAGUUUCAAAAAAUAAUGUAUGCUGAGACACCAACUUGAGCAGAACAAAAACAUAUUUUAAUGUAAUGUAAGCUACAUUGGCCUUUAUAUUCCAAUUUUUGCAUUAUUGAAAAGUGGGUGUGGUUCUUAAAAAUCCUUCGAAUGAUUUAUUCAAUUAAAAAGUUUAAAUUUAUCACAAUAUUUAUUUGUAUAUAUCUUCUACUUGGAAUGAAAAAUUUCUUUCUUUUUUCUGUGUAUAGAUACUGUCAGCGAUGAAAAAAAAUGUAUAUUGAUUUAAUAUCUAAGUUGCUGAAAAUAUUUCUAGAAUUUAUUAAGAGAUUGAAAAGCUCUUUAUCUCUCUUCUCACAUUAUAUAUUUUGUUGAUAAACUUAAUGUUGUGCAUAUGGUUGAAAAGUUGCUUCUGGUCAUUUGCUGUGAAGUUGUAUGUUAGUCUUCAUAGAAUUUUUUUUUAAUGUGAUAUCAUUGUUUAU
Argiope bruennichi is the source of this 968-nucleotide messenger RNA. RefSeq lists its product as uncharacterized. Bases 1 to 537 code for a protein of 178 amino acids. The transcript is spliced from 2 exons. Lineage: Eukaryota; Metazoa; Arthropoda; Arachnida; Araneae; Araneidae. The record is from RefSeq and is a predicted model, not a curated record.